AUGUCUUCAAAAAUUAGUUUAACUAAUGACCAGCACAAAAAAAUUUGUAUACAAAAACAAAAUAAUUUAACCAUGACACAAGAAGAGCUUGCAAAAUGGGCAAAAGAAGAGUUUGUACUCCAACCUCAACUAGAUGAAGCAUUAGCAAACUGGGUUUUGCAAUGUCAAGCAAGAAAAAUUCAGUUGACUGGGAAGUUAAUACAUGAAAAAAGAUGUAAAUUGGCUGAACAAAUUGGUCUUAACCCCCAAGAUUGCAAUACACCUGAUUUUUCUGUUGGUUGGCUACUCUUAUUUGAGCAAUGUUAUAAUUUUAAAAUGCAUAAAAUACAUGGAGAAAAAACUAUUACAAAUUGUUUUCACCAUACUGGCUUGUUUGAUUAUGAAAUAACUACCGCUAUUUGUAAAGUCUAUCCAAAUGAUGAGGAUUUAUCUGUUCUCACAGAGUUGGAAGAAUCACUCCAAAUAUUGUCUUCCUGCCACCCUAUGAGCAUUGCUCAUUAUACAAGCUCACCAGAAGAAACAGACAUAGUACAUCAAGAAUUCACAGAUGCUGACUUACUGGCAUCAAUGACCCCAGAAAAUGAUGAUACUGAUAGUAUAAAUAAAAGUAAUUCUUCUUUUAUUACUCCUUCAAACCCUGUUAGACUUGAUGCUAUUCGUACUGUAAUCAGUCUUCUUGAUACAACUAUUUCUGAUCACAAUACUGUGCUUAGAACAUUGCAUUCAUUACAAUGA
Molecule: messenger RNA, 735 nt
Organism: Cetraspora pellucida
Lineage: Eukaryota; Fungi; Glomeromycota; Glomeromycetes; Diversisporales; Gigasporaceae
Source: the annotation of a GenBank genome assembly